Molecule: messenger RNA, 444 nt
Organism: Psilocybe cubensis
Lineage: Eukaryota; Fungi; Basidiomycota; Agaricomycetes; Agaricales; Agrocybaceae
Exons: 4
Coding region: 1-444 (147 amino acids)
Source: RefSeq, a predicted model, not a curated record
AUGUCAGACGAUCCAAGCUAUCAACAUCUUCAUCCAAGUAUUCAGGCCGAAAGCUCGACCCCAUACUCAAGCAAGGAGCAAGAAAAAUCGUACGGCUGCGCCUUUCUCCAAAUGGUCCGCUCACAAAUGGAGGAUUAUCCAACCACCAAUGGCGAAUAUCUCGACGCCAUCUUCACCCACCGCGAAAUCUUGUACUCGUAUCCGGCUGCCCACUGGGAGUGCGCCCGUGCCUUCACUGACAUCGCCUAUAUGUUGGAGAAAAGGGCAUGGCGAGCAGACCGAGAGGCGGACACUGAAGCUGUGUCUGCAUUCCGACAUGAAGCAUGGGUUAUCGCAUCAUCUCUGGCCCCUAUACCAAUUAAUCCAGUCGAACCGACAGCCACUACGAUGAGUUCAGGUCACGCCGAGACCAAAAGCACAACACUGGACAGGCUAAACUUAUAA